GCAGCCCUCGCGGGCAGAGGGCAGGAUAUAAAGGGACUGCUGGACUGCGGCGGGCUUCGGGAACUUCCCCGAGUGGCCGUGUUGAAGGCUCACGCGGAGAUGGGGGGGAGCGCCCAGAACCCGGGAGUCCUGCAAGGUGGCAACGCCCCUGGCCAGUCUCUGUAUGAGCGGUUAAGUCAGAGGAUGCUGGACAUUUCUGGGGACCGGGGCGUGCUGAAGGCUGUCAUCCGAGAGGGUGCUGGAGAGCUGGUGACACCGGAUGCUUCAGUGCUAGUAAAAUAUUCUGGAUAUCUGGAGCACAUGGAUAAGCCUUUUGAUUCUAAUUACUUUAGGAAGACUCCUCGGCUAAUGAAACUUGGAGAGGAUAUUACCCUUUGGGGCAUGGAGCUGGGCCUUCUGAGCAUGCAGAGAGGCGAGCUGGCCAGGUUUCUGUUCAAACCGAGCUAUGCCUAUGGAACGCUAGGCUGCCCUCCCUUGAUCCCUGCAAACACCACUGUCCUGUUUGAGAUUGAGCUGCUUGACUUCCUGGACUCGGCUGAGUCAGACAAGUUUUAUGCCCUUUCAGCCGAGCAACAAAAUGAGUUUCCGCUUCAGAAGGUCCUAAAAGUAGCAGCUACUGAACGGGAGUUUGGCAACUACCUUUUCCGCCAAAAUCGUUUCUAUGAUGCCAAAGUGAGAUAUAAACGGGCCUUGUUGCUUCUCCACCGGCGAUCAGCACCCCAUGAAGAGCAGCACUUGGUGGAGGCCGCCAAGCUUCUUGUCCUCCUUAACCUGUCCUUAACCUAUCUGAAGCUGGAGCGACCCACCGUGGCUCUGCGCUAUGGAGAGCAGGCUCUGACCAUUGACUGCAAGAAUGCCAAGGCCCUCUUCCGGUGUGGACAGGCAUGUGUCCUCAUGACUGAGUAUCAGAAGGCCAGAGAUUUUCUAGUCCGGGCCCAGAAGGAAAAGCCCUUCAAUCAUGACAUCAAUAAUGAGCUGAAGAAGCUGGCCAGCUAUUACCAGGACUACAGGGAUAAAGAGAAAGAAAUGUGUCAUCGAAUGUUUGCUGCUUGUGAUAGUGGCUCUGUCGUAGGAGACAAUUAAAGGUUCUCCAGCUAACUACAAGCAAGAGAAGCGAGGCUUCUGGAGUUCUCGGAGGCCUUUGGAAAGACUGCCCCAAUGUAGACUCUGCGGCGGGGCCCUGCUCCGAAGCCAGGCCGAAAUUCUGCGGCCCUGGGCCAUUGCCUCAUCUCUGACCUGCUAAAAUGUGUUUUCACAGGUGCUGUUUGCUGUUUCACAUUUUCAUAGAGUAGGGAAGCUGUAGCUACUGACAAGUAGGAAAAUGCUUUUUUUUUUUUAAGGCAGUUGCUGUUUUUUUAAAAAAUGGAAUUAGUCCUUGGUUUUUCUCCCAGUUGGAGCCCCUUUCCGACUGCUCGAGUCCCUGGGUGAGCACAAA
Messenger RNA from Manis javanica (Malayan pangolin), 1435 nucleotides. RefSeq names its product FKBP prolyl isomerase family member 6 (inactive) (gene FKBP6). Gene Ontology annotation, biological process: spermatogenesis; piRNA processing. Gene Ontology annotation, molecular function: Hsp90 protein binding; peptidyl-prolyl cis-trans isomerase activity. The record is from RefSeq and is a predicted model, not a curated record. NCBI's taxonomy places the organism in Eukaryota, Metazoa, Chordata, Mammalia, Pholidota, Manidae. Gene Ontology annotation, cellular component: cytoplasm.